This is a messenger RNA of Aspergillus aculeatinus CBS 121060, 984 nucleotides long. RefSeq names its product alpha/beta fold hydrolase. Bases 1 to 984 code for a protein of 327 amino acids. The transcript has a single exon. Lineage: Eukaryota; Fungi; Ascomycota; Eurotiomycetes; Eurotiales; Aspergillaceae. The record is from RefSeq and is a predicted model, not a curated record.
AUGACCACCGAGCCUCUACAGCUUCAGCGCCAGACCUCGCCAUCCACCGGCCUCUCCUACCUCAGCAAUGCUACGAGUCCACAGGCCUCGCUCCAGCAGAUCUCCCUCUUCAUCCCCGGAUUCGGCUGUCCAGCCAGCGACUACAUCCCCCUGAUCACCCACCUCCACGCCCACGGCCGCACCCUCAGCGCAGGCCACGUCUAUGUCGCUGUCGACCUCCCGGGCCAUGGCGAGUCGCCUACUGCCAUUUUACCCAUCCCAGAGGCCGGAGGAAUCAACGAACUUCUCGUCCAGCUGCAUGCGGAACUGCUCUCUACCCUCUUCCCAUCCUCAGCCUCCAGCCCUAACCCAACACCAAUUCCCACCACCCUCUACGGCCACAGCAUGGGCACCCUGACCGUUCUCGACCUCUUCGCCCAUACUCUCACCACAGCACCUUCUCCUCUUAAAGUCGCAGAGAUAAUCCUUCUCGACGGCCCCUACGCCGGCACAACACCUCCAACCCCCUUGGACCUGAACAUCCUCGCCACCCACGCCGAAUACUACCGCAGCACAAUGCCCGACCGCAUCGCCCGGUGUUUCGGCCCGCACACCAGCCCCCAAACCAUCGCCGCGGUGCAGGACGCCUACUCCCGCCUGGACUUUGCAUAUCUGAUCCGGAUGUCGCAUUACUACGGGACGGUCGAUGGACGAUUCGCCCCGAUCCUGCACGCCCUCAACCGCCACAACGACCAAUUGGUAGCAACGGGCGAAAAGCCAGUGCGGUUGCUGGACCUGCAAAGCCAGGAGGGCGAUUUCGAAAGCGAGCGGAAAAGCUUGCGCAAGAGCGACGUGACGGCGCAUGCGGCGUUUGUCCGGACGGAGCUGGAUGGGCGGUGGUUGCGGGAGUACGUCGUGGAGGGGACGGGGCAUUUUCCGCACGUGGAUGAUGUGGAAGAGGUUGGGGGGGUGGUUAGGGGGUUUCUUGCGGAGGGGCUGGCUUAG